AUGGCUUCGGCUACUUUCUCUGUGCCCAAACCAUCUCUUCAGGGUUUCAUGGAGUUCUCAGGAUUGCGAAGCUCCUCUGCCUCUCUUCCCUUCGGCAAGAAACUUUCUUCCGAUGAGUUUGUUUCCCUCGUCGCUUUCCAGACUUCUGCAGUGAGUUCUCUGUUUCCUCCAACAUUAUCCGUAGCUUUCGUGUUCUGUCUUAUGAUUCAGUCAGCAUGUAUGUCUAUAGAUCAGAUCAUUUCUGCGAUCAGACUUUCUGUUUUGCGGUUUUGUAAACCAUUUAGGUCGUUCUGUGUGUGUGUGCAGAUGGGAAGCAAUGGUGGAUACAGGACAGGUGUGACCGAGGCUAAGCUUAAGGUGGCCAUUAACGGAUUCGGUCGGAUCGGGAGGAACUUCUUGAGAUGCUGGCAUGGCCGCAAGGACUCUCCUCUCGAUGUCAUUGCCAUUAACGACACAGGCGGUGUCAAGCAGGCUUCGCAUCUCCUUAAAUACGAUUCUACUCUCGGAAUCUUUGACGCCGAUGUGAAACCUUCAGGAGAGACUGCUCUCUCUGUCGAUGGGAAGAUCAUUCAGGUUGUGUCUAACCGCAACCCCUCUAAUCUCCCCUGGAAGGAGUUAGGAAUCGACAUUGUCAUCGAAGGAACAGGAGUGUUUGUGGACAGAGAAGGUGCAGGGAAACACAUUGAAGCUGGAGCCAAGAAGGUUAUCAUUACAGCUCCAGGGAAAGGAGACAUCCCAACAUACGUUGUUGGUGUCAAUGCUGAUGCUUACAAUCCCGAUGAACCAAUCAUCAGCAAUGCAUCUUGCACGACGAACUGUCUCGCUCCUUUUGUCAAAGUUCUUGACCAGAAGUUCGGUAUCAUAAAGGGUACAAUGACGACGACUCACUCUUACACCGGUGACCAGAGGUUGCUUGACGCGAGCCACCGUGAUCUAAGGAGAGCAAGAGCAGCUGCUUUGAACAUUGUUCCUACAUCUACAGGAGCAGCUAAAGCCGUGGCUCUCGUGCUCCCUAACCUCAAAGGAAAACUCAACGGGAUCGCUCUUCGUGUACCAACUCCGAACGUGUCAGUGGUUGAUCUCGUUGUGCAGGUCUCGAAGAAGACUUUCGCAGAGGAAGUUAACGCUGCUUUCAGAGACUCCGCAGAGAAAGAGCUUAAAGGUAUACUCGAAGUCUGCGAUGAGCCCCUCGUGUCCGUUGAUUUCAGAUGCUCUGAUGUGUCCUGCACCAUUGAUUCUUCACUCACUAUGGUUAUGGGAGAUGAUAUGGUUAAAGUGAUUGCUUGGUAUGAUAAUGAAUGGGGUUACUCACAGAGAGUUGUUGAUUUGGCUGACAUUGUUGCCAACAACUGGAAGUGA
Messenger RNA from Thlaspi arvense, 1359 nucleotides. The record is from the annotation of a GenBank genome assembly. Lineage: Eukaryota; Viridiplantae; Streptophyta; Magnoliopsida; Brassicales; Brassicaceae.